AUGCAGACUACGAUAAACAGAGGAUCCGGUCCGUACACAUUUCUACUCCAUGGCCAAAACUACCAUUUAAUGGGUACUUUGUUGCCAGAUGAAGGAUCGCGUCCCAAGUUUGCUCAACUUUAUACAUUUGACACGGAGAAUGAAGUCAAGAAUCGAAUGGAUGCAGUCAGAUCCGGAGACAGUUCCAGCGAAUUGGAUCCUGAGAUUGUUUAUACAUUGAAGGAUAUGGUCGACAGCUCAAAUGUGCUUGCUCAGUCUUACAGAGCUACCCGGGACAGGCUCUCACAGACAGGAAUGGAGGAUGUCAAAUUGAGACUCAUAAAGAAACGAAGUACGGAUGGCCGUACUUACAAUCUGCCGAACUCCAGUGAAAUCGCAGGACUCAUUGUUGGUGAUUUUGACACCCAGAAGGGUGUUAGAGACAUAGUUGUCGAGACACAAUCGCAAAAACUCCAGCGAAUCAGUGAGUUGCACCCCCUAUAUCUUCCACUGCAGUAUCCGCUAAUAUUUUCUUACGGCGAGGAUGGUUAUAGGGAUGAUAUACCAUUGAGGGAAACAUCAGCGAGUGGUACACGUAUAUGUAAGAAGUUAACAAUGCGGCAGUACUUUGCGUAUAGAAUUCAGAAAAGAUUUGGCGACAACGCGGUUCUGUUGCACUCAAAAAAAUUGUGCCAGCAAUUCAUGGUCGACGCAUUUUCAAUGGUUGAAUCGGAAAGACUGAAAUUCAUAAGAUUUAACCAGGAUAAGUUGAGAGUUGACAUGUACAAGGGUAUCGAGGAAAUUAUUUUGAAGGGAGAUACGGAUGCUAGAUCCAUUGGCACGAGGGUUAUUCUACCAAGCAGUUUUACCCAAGGUCCAAGAUACAUGUUUAACAACUUCGUCGAUGCUCUUCAAAUAUGCAACUGGAUUGGAUUUCCAUCGUUGUUCAUCACUAUUACCUGCAAUCCACAGUGGCCAGAAAUUCAAAGGGCGUUGAGCGGUACUAAUUUGAGACCUGAAGACCGUCCCGAUAUUCUUGCUCGAGUUUUUAAGAUGAAGCUCAACAGUCCGAGGGAAAAAUAUUUGGUCGCGGUAGAGCAUGUUGAGAAGUAUAUGAUUCACGGCCCGUGCGGUCUGGCCAAUCAAAACUCUCCAUGCAUGAAGGACGGUAUUUGCACGAAGCGAUUUCCAAUGAGUUUUGUCAACCGUACUGAAGCCGAUGCAGAUGGUUAUCCGGUGUACAGAAUAAGAGAAAAUGGGAGGACCGUGGUUAAGAAGAAAACAUAUCUUGACAAUAGUUCCGUCGUGCCUUAUAACCGUGCUCUACUGAAAAAGUACAGAGCACACAUUAAUGUCGAGUUGUGCAACCAUAAUAAGUCGAUAAAGUACUUAUUCAAGUACGUCAACAAAGGACAUGAUCGAGUCACGGUGGCAUUUUAUCAAUCAAAUAAUCCAGGUGAAACUCCUGAAAGUCGCAAUGAGAUAAAGAUGUACUGCGACUGCAGAUAUCUUUCGAUAUGCGAGGCUGCUUGGAGGUUAUUUAGCUUUGACAUUCACUUUAGAGACCCACCGGUGAUUAGGUUAAGCUUUCAUCUUCCGGACAGUCAGGCUGUUGUGUUUAUAGAUAAUGACUCAUUAGUUGAUGUGCUGAACAGACCGACUGCGAAGCAAACGAUGUUCCUUGCUUGGUUCUAA
This is a messenger RNA of Erythranthe guttata (spotted monkey flower), 1674 nucleotides long. RefSeq lists its product as uncharacterized. The record is from RefSeq and is a predicted model, not a curated record. Lineage: Eukaryota; Viridiplantae; Streptophyta; Magnoliopsida; Lamiales; Phrymaceae.